This is a messenger RNA of Dromiciops gliroides (monito del monte), 1655 nucleotides long. It is a transcript of the gene EGLN2, whose product is annotated as egl-9 family hypoxia inducible factor 2. The transcript is spliced from 3 exons. Gene Ontology annotation, biological process: cellular response to hypoxia; peptidyl-proline hydroxylation to 4-hydroxy-L-proline. Bases 306 to 1301 code for a protein of 331 amino acids. Gene Ontology annotation, molecular function: ferrous iron binding; peptidyl-proline 4-dioxygenase activity; L-ascorbic acid binding. Gene Ontology annotation, cellular component: cytoplasm; nucleus. Lineage: Eukaryota; Metazoa; Chordata; Mammalia; Microbiotheria; Microbiotheriidae. The record is from RefSeq and is a predicted model, not a curated record.
CCGGGGGCGGGGGAUGGCGCGCGGCGCUGCGCGGGGCGGCUGGCACAGGCGGCGGCGCCGGGGCCGGAGGAAAAACCCCGCCCCUGUCGGUCAUCUCCUCGGCCCCCUGCUGCCUCACCAAGGCCCAAGGACAACGGUGGAUCAUGUCCCAGGUUCCUGGGCUAUGAGAAGAGCUGCCUGCCCAGUCCCAUUCAGUUCUGUGCCAGGCUCUGCCACUGUUAUCCCCAGCUGCAGUGAGAGGAGGAGGAGGCUGGCACCAUGGGCCCGGGCAGUGUCCUCCGUGCCUGGGGGGUGAAAACGCUGCCAUGGACAGCCCAUGCCAACCCGACCUCUUGAGCAGGAGCCUCCCUCAGCUGCCCACUGUGGACACCCCUGGGCACAGCCUUGCCAGGAUGGGCUUGGAGAGUUAUGUGUCCUGUCCUCCGCAGCCCUCCUUUCACCUCUCUGGUCCUUGUGAGGCUUCGGCCGGCCCCAGCAGCAGUGGGGGUGGCCCUCUGCCCCCCAGAGCUGGCAUCCCCUCAGCCGCAGCCAGCCCCAUGCCCGAGGGGCGCAGCGGGCAGGGGGCAGGGGAGCUGCGGCCCCUGCAGAGCGAGGGGGCCGCCGUGCUGAUCACCAAGGAGUGCCCGCUGCUUGCUGCCGGAGGGGCCCAGCCUGAGACCCCCAAGCGGAAGCGGGCUGAAAGCGGAGGUGACGCUCCGGCCACCAAGCGGCGCUGGGCAGAGGAAGGCAGCGAGACGCCGGUGCAGAGGGAGGCCACGGUAUCUGCCGCCGAGCGGCUGGCCGUGGACUACAUUGUGCCCUGCAUGCGGUGCUACGGCAUCUGUGUCAAGGAUGGCUUCCUAGGGGCGGCCUUGGGUGGCCGAGUACUGGCUGAGGUGGAGGCCUUGAACCGAGGCGGGCGUUUUCGGGACGGACAGCUUGUGAGCCAGCGUGCCGUCCCCUCGCGGAGUAUCCGAGGAGACCAGAUCGCCUGGGUGGAGGGCCGGGAGCCAGGCUGUGAGAGCAUCGGGGCUCUGAUGGCCCACGUGGAUGAGGUGAUCCUACACUGUGCCGGCCGCCUGGGCAGUUACGUCAUCAAUGGCCGGACCAAGCAUCAGGCCAGAAGGGCAUCCAAGUGCCAGUGUCCCAGCCGAGCCAGCCCAUCUAGUGGAGAGCACUUGGAAGCAGCCAGAUGGCCGAUCCGUCGCAGCCGCCCUGGCCGUUUGCUCCGCUGCUGCUUCUGCCUUUGCCUGCCUGCCUUCCCCCCUCCCUGUGGUGUGGGCGGAGGGGUUCCUGCCAGCCCUCACGAGGAGCAGGAGUGAGAGGCAGCACCCCAUGCACGUGGCCCUUGGGCUGAGAGAGGGCGGCCGGUUCCCCUUCCCCCAGCUCCAAAAGGAGUGUGCCUCCCACGGACUUGCCCCACUGUGGGCCUCGCCCUGGCACUGCCCCCUCUAACCAGGAUACAAGAUUGGAAUUGUUGGGGGUGGGGAGGGUCAUGGCCUCUCGCUGGCAAGGGGGGAUAGGGGGGAUUCCUGCCCCCCUCCUCCAGCCUGGAAUGUGAAGUGCCCCCCCCCACCUUGGCCCUGGCCUCCCCUGGACUGAGCCCCCUGUGGGGGUAAGGGUGCUCAGCGGAGCCUCGGCCACAGACUUGCCGCCCGCCCCCAAAUAAAGUUUAC